CAUGGUUGUUAGCGCAUUCAACUCCAGUGAGGAAAUUCAUGGCCUUCAGUAUAGAAAAUCUAUCGGUGAUGGAGACUCUAGCGUCCACCAGAAGGUAAUUGAGAUGGUGCCAUAUGGGCGGUAUGUUGAAAAAAUAGAGUGCAGCAAUCAUAUGAUUAAGAAUCACACUAAAAGACUGUACAAGAUAAGAGAGGAUGGGAUUGUUGAAAAACGAGUCCUGAAUCAGUCAGUUAUAAAAAGACUGAAGGCUGUAGUGCGUGGAUCAGUAGCACAUUAUACAUCUGAUAAAAACAUUGAAGACUUGAAAAGAGACUUGAGAAACGGUCCAUUCCAUUAGACUUGGUAUUGGUAUUGGGAUAUCAUGGGAACUGUAAGUCAUACUUCUGUAAAGACAUUGACAUCGGGAGUAUGAUUGAAGGUCAAACACUUAAUGUGUUGAAAGAAGGAGAAAUUGCUUUGAAACCUCUACUUCUCAAAGCAUCUAUGCUAUGGCAUAACGGGACCAGCAACUUGGCCGAGAACUACAUGCCUCUUGUUGCUAAGUUAUGUGGAGGAAAACAAGUCACAGGAAAGAGAGGAUCCUCCAACUACAGGUCAAAUGUUGCUGCACUCGACUUUCAGUUUGGCCCAAUGUUGCACUAUCACACAAUGAAGGAGGUUUUGAAAAAGAGUCCAGCCCUUCUAGUCAAAAAAACUUGUUUGAGUUGUGUGAAAAAACUUAUCAUGUAGAACGUCUUUAUUGAAAAGAUUUAGAGAUGGAAAGAAAUAUGAGAGGAGGGUGAAGCAAAGGAGUACAGGUUUGAAAGACUAUGGACCACUGUGCCAAAAAAUCGAUAUGGGAGUAGAAGAAAUGGAAGAAGAAAAGACAAACUUGUUGAAAUCUUCGGCACAUUCUCAAGAUGAAAAGAUCAAACUAGAGCUGGAAACACGUGGACAAAACGAGAACAACCGGUGGCUUCAAGAAAGAAAGUUACGUGUUACUGCAUCAAACUUCGGUUUGAUCAGUAAAAGAUUGCAAAGGUCGAAAUGGGCGACAGUCGUCAAACAAUUAUUAUACAGCAAGGUCUCAAACGAUGCUACGUUGUAUGGACAGCUCCACGAACCAGCUGCCAUAAAUGUGUUUCAAGAAAUGGAAGAAAUUCAAGUUCAACCUUGUGGUUUGUUUGUUGACAAAGAACAUGACUUCUUGGCGGCUUCACCUGACGGACUGGUCGGAGGUGAUAAUCUGAUUGAGGUGAAAUGUUCGAAGUCUGCUGAAAACCUCACUAUCAGCGAAGCCGUGAUCAAAGUGAAAUCAUUCUGCUUGGAAAAACUACGUUGUGGAAACGUCCGUCUCAAGAAAAAACACAAUUAUUAUUACCAGGUGCAAGGGCAACUACAUGUAGCUGAGAAAAAAUCUGUUAUUUUGUAGUAUGGACAAAGAAAGACAUCCAUAUUGAAAAGAUCGAAAGGGAUGACAGGCUUUGGACCGAGAAGAUGAAGAAAAAGUUAAUUUAUUUCUACCAUCACGCCUUGUUGCCAGAGAUACUGGAUCCUCGAACUUGCCGAAGUAUUGAUGGCAAUCAGGGAGCCAUCAAUCCCAUUUUCUCAUUUUUAAAUAAAGUCUGAUUGAAAAUUA
Nilaparvata lugens (brown planthopper) is the source of this 1618-nucleotide messenger RNA. RefSeq lists its product as uncharacterized. The transcript has 2 exons. The record is from RefSeq and is a predicted model, not a curated record. The coding region runs from base 836 to 1411 and encodes 191 amino acids. NCBI's taxonomy places the organism in Eukaryota, Metazoa, Arthropoda, Insecta, Hemiptera, Delphacidae.